AUGACCAUUUCAAGUUGGUUCCUUGUGGUGUCAUGGAUAAUGUCCCCUUUUGUGUUCAACCCAUCUGGCUUUGACUGGCUGAAGACGGUGUAUGAUUUUGAUGAUUUUAUGAAUUGGAUAUGGUGUAAAGGUGGCGCACUAGCAGAAGCCAAUAAGAGCUGGGAGAUACGGUGGUAUGAGGAACAAGAGCAUUUGAGAACAACAGGCCUUUGGGGAAAGCUACUAGAGAUAAUUCUGGACCUUCGUUUCUUCUUCUUCCAGUAUGGUAUCGUGUAUCAGUUGGGCAACGCGAAUCAUAGCACCAAUGUUGGUGUGUACCUGUUAUCUUGGAUAUACAUGAUUGUGACUGUUGGGAUCUAUGUGGUUAUAGCAUAUUCUCAAGACAAAUAUGCCGCAAAACAGCACAUCUACUAUCGGGUAGUUCAGCUUGUAAUCGUUAUACAAUGGAGCAACAGAGUUCCUGGUAAAUGA
Messenger RNA from Hibiscus syriacus, 471 nucleotides. RefSeq names its product callose synthase 12-like. The transcript has a single exon. Bases 1 to 471 code for a protein of 156 amino acids. NCBI's taxonomy places the organism in Eukaryota, Viridiplantae, Streptophyta, Magnoliopsida, Malvales, Malvaceae. The record is from RefSeq and is a predicted model, not a curated record. Gene Ontology annotation, biological process: (1->3)-beta-D-glucan biosynthetic process. Gene Ontology annotation, cellular component: plasma membrane; 1,3-beta-D-glucan synthase complex. Gene Ontology annotation, molecular function: 1,3-beta-D-glucan synthase activity.